AUGAGCGACCAGGAAAUUUUGAACCAAGUCACAUACCAGGAACCUGAACAGGCUGAAGAUGAUGAAGACGACGACAAUAUAGAAAUACCCCACAUCACACAUAAAGAAGCACUAGAUGCUAUUAAUCAGAUAGAGCUAUAUCUCUUACAACAGGACCUUAAUGAUGUGACCCAAACAGAACAUGACAUAGCUUUGUCAAAAUUGUAUGAGUCA
This is a messenger RNA of Racocetra fulgida, 213 nucleotides long. Lineage: Eukaryota; Fungi; Glomeromycota; Glomeromycetes; Diversisporales; Gigasporaceae. The record is from the annotation of a GenBank genome assembly.